AAUGGUCAUCAAGGAGCCGGAGUGCAUUCCGCGCGUUUGCCAAAGACUGGCACAUAUCGCCGGGCUCUGGAGCUUUUUUUUUGAAGCGGGUGGGGGAUUAUAAAAUGCAAAGCUGCUGCCAAAACAAUGACAUGUUCCAGUUGUCCCGCGUCAUAUGAGUGUUGAUGCUUGGACUGUCAAACUGCAAUCCUCAUGUCCUUUGUGUUUUCUGGGUUCAAUCUUCCACUUGGCAGUCCGUGAUUUCAGUUGUCACGGGUCAUGCAUGAGCAGAAUGGCGUGUGUCUGCAGCAGACUUGAUGCGCGUGUCGUGGACAUGUCUAACAUGAAGGCCCCGAGCGUCGAAAGCAAUUUGCCAGCCCAUGGCUGGUACCCACGUUUGAUCACGUUUUAUUUCUUCUUUGGAACAGCAUCACUGGUUUCAGGCACAUAUGUUUCCAGAGCGUUCACAAUACACUCCCUGUGUACCGUAUCACAAUGCUUUGAUCAGGUAACACCUCUUUGAGCUUCGGAAAAAGACUACGAUGAAUCGAUUCUCCAUGCAAGCUGGCAAGAUAGUGAUUGCUAAGAAUGACAUUCUGCAGUAUAUCGACGGGCUGCGGUUUGUGCCAUUGACGGAUACUCAAGAUGCCAAUGGACAUGAUCAGUGAAGUGGAACUAU
Molecule: messenger RNA, 658 nt
Organism: Metschnikowia bicuspidata var. bicuspidata NRRL YB-4993
Lineage: Eukaryota; Fungi; Ascomycota; Pichiomycetes; Serinales; Metschnikowiaceae
Exons: 1
Coding region: 155-502 (115 amino acids)
Source: RefSeq, a predicted model, not a curated record